Messenger RNA from Dracunculus medinensis (Guinea worm), 10233 nucleotides. The record is from the annotation of a GenBank genome assembly. Lineage: Eukaryota; Metazoa; Nematoda; Chromadorea; Rhabditida; Dracunculidae.
AUGGAAGGAAAAUUGCGCGCGCUUCUUUUAGAUAUUUUUAUUCUUUUCUUUGAGCUUUUAACCCAGUUCGAAAUUAUUGCUGUAAAAAUAUUUCUGGGCAUUCAUGUAAAACGAUGUGGGAAAGUAAUGAGGAAAAGGAUUUUAAUGAGUAAGGAAAAUUUGUUUAGAAAUCUCUUAUUAAUUAAGACUUGUUUCCAACUGAAUUCUGAAAUGAGUGAAGCCGAUCGUUCUUUAACUUUACUGCACUUGAGGAAAACCUUUAGUGAGUAUUGCAAAAUAUCCCUGAAUGGGCAGAAAGAUAGCGAGCGUCGUUUCGAUCGAAUUCUGCCACUUUUUUCCAAGGUAAUGUGUAUGUAUCCAUGUGCUGAAGAAAUCGUCGAUAAUUUUAAAGAAUUAUGCGCUUUUACUGGUCAUUUAUGUCGUUAUUUAGUACAAGAAUUACGUAUACGAGCUGCAAACCAAAAUACUGAAUUAGCGGCUUUAUCAAUUUCACAGUUUUUGCUGCCAGAUACAUCCGAUUCUCGUGGAUGGAUUCUUCUCAGUUCUGUCCAUUAUAUUAUUUCAACUGAUCAACCAGCAGUAAUUGAUUCGAUAUGUAAAGCUGCACUUCCUUCUACGCUGGUCAAGGCUCUUUAUUUAUUCUUCGAUUUGCCUGUGGUACAAGAUAAAUCCAUUCUAAAAGCUCGUCAAAAAUUGCAUUCCCUGUUUUUAAAUGUGAUGGAUAAAUUAUGUUGUUACAAAUCUGUUGGUGAAGAAUUGGCUCGGAAGGAUGAUCUUUUCUUGUUAUUCAUAGGUUCUUCAUGUGCUUGUUCUAUAGAGAAUUUUGCUUGGCGAAAAGUCACAUCUCAAAUUCUUGUUACUUUGAUCUCAAAAGCGCUUUCUCCAGCUGUUAUCAAAUAUUUACAUGCCAAAGAUUGUAUUCAUCAUUUUUUAUUGAAUAUUCAAAAAGAAGCUGAUCAUUUAUCUGAUCAAAAAGGAAUUGAGGUUAUUAUCUGUUUAUUGUGCAUUCUGAAGGAUUCAGCUAUUGUUACUAAUGUCAUUAUACAAGAUUUUAAUAAAGCUAAUGGAUAUGAAUUUCUUCAAGAUUUUAUUCUCGCAAAUCAAAAUCGAGAAGAAGGUAUUAGAAAUGUUCUGCUUAUGCUGAUGAGUGUUGUUACUUCGGGUGUAUGUGAAAUUCAUCCAUCAGUGUCACCCGGAUUGGUCACUCUUCCAUCAUUUCAGUUACCUUUACCUUCUGGCAAUGGCGUCAGUGUGCGAAAUAUUGAUGCAUGCAAAGCACUUUUUCAAAUCUUUUGGAAGGCAAAGAAUGAACGUAUUGUUGAAACUACAGUUGAUGUUUUGCAUAAUAUUUAUGCUUCUGAUGCUGCAAAUUAUUUUAUCAUGGAAAAGGAUUGUCCUUUAUCAUCAAUAAUCGAAAAUAUGGUUACUAAAUCGGCAAAAGUGCAAAAAAAAGUGUUGGAACUUAUUGAAUAUAUUGUUUUUCAUUUAAACCAUAUACCAUGCAAAGAGCUCAUGACUCUCAGUGUUCUUUUAAAAACUCAAAUAUCUGAGGGGAAUCUUGAUUGUUGUUUAUUUUCUCUUCAAACUGCAUUCAGGAUUCUUUCGGCAAAUUCUAUUUUGAAAGAUGCAUUUCGUGAAGUUGGUUUGGUUGAAACGUUUACGUGGACUAUUUCUUAUUUUAAAUCUGUAAUUAAAGAUCGUCGCUUAACAGAAAAUGAACAUCGAAUAGCUCUUUUAAGUACGGAUAUUUUAUCAAUUCUUGUUAGUGGUAAAAAUGCCAAUGCAAAAGUUUUCCGUGAAAUUGCUGGGCCCAAAUUUAUUCUCGAUCUUAUAUACAGCGAUGAUGAAGAUUGGCGAGCUUCAUCACUUCAGCUCAUGAAACAGCUUUUAAUAUUGAAUAAUAGUGAAGAGCAGUUAUCCGCUUUAUUUGUUAUUUUACAAUCACCAUCCAAUACUAAUUUAGAAUUGAAAUUCGUUCUUCUAAAGUCUUUACUUUGUAUAUUGCGUGAAAGUCAUAAAGUGAGGAUAAUGUUCCGUCGCGUUGGUGGUUACCUAUGUUUGAUGUCGAUGCUUAUCAAUCUUGAAGGAAAUUUCAAUGAAAUACAUACAGUUGGUUCAUAUUUAUCAACAAACGAGUCAAAAACUAACUUGAAUGGAAUUUCAUCGAUGAUGGAAUUAAUUGAGCUAAUUUUCAAAGUUUUGGCUAUAAGUAUGCGAUACGAACCAUCCAAUGCAAAGCAUUUUUCUCAAGAUAUUAAGUGGGACAACCUUUGUAUAGCUAUUCGGAUAAGCGGUGCUUUUAAUGAAGAUGUUGAAUACAUUGAUGCUACACAUAAUGUUUGGAAUUCUGAACCAUCAGAUCUCCAUGAACAACUUUCUGCCUGUCAUAAUGUUUUUCAGUCAAAAGAACCUUUCAAUUUAAGUGUUUUGCCAGAAGAUAUGCCCCUAUCAAUAUUUUUGGCUUGCUGUAUUGCGCGGUUUUUGUUUAAUAUCGCACUUGAUAAUUAUGAGAAGCCUGAGAGUGAUAUAGUCUGGUCUCAAGAAGCAAAUUUGUUCUCGUUAAAUGAUCCUACUUCUAUUGUUUCAUGGACAUCUAGUGUUUUGGUCCAUCCUUGCGCUUUGCUUUCCAUCUUACAUCUUAUUCCUGCAAUCAAGUCUAUGUCAUAUAAGUGGUUAGCAGCAGCUCAGCUAUAUAAUUCCAUGGUAGUAAAAGCACUUUUGCGGCCCGAACGAAAUCAACAAAUCAUGUGUCAAUAUAAUAUGGCACGAAGUAUUCUUAAAAUAGGAAAAUUCAUUUUCAAAAGCAAUCAACAUCUUUUGCUUGCUUCUUUUUAUUAUAUGUUGGAACGUUUAUCGUCCCAUGCGAUAACUGCGACGGAUUUAAGGCAUUUUCUUCGACUUGAUAUGCCUUUGUGCUGUCGAAGUUUGGAAGAAUCGGAAAAUGAAGAUCCAAUUGAUGGGAAUGAAGGUGGACCUGUUCCUAUUGGAAGAGUUAAAGCGUUGGUUUCAAUGAUGACUCCUCGCGAUCAUAUGAUUGCACAGAAUCCUUCGUUUGUCGAAUUUGAUAUGGCGGUGGAAGGGUUUGCUUGCUUGUUGGUACCUUCGCUUUCUCCUAUAUCACCUGAAUUAGGUGGAAUUGGUCACGGUGAACGAUUGUUUCCAUCAUUAAAUGGUAUCACAAUAGCAACGUGGUUAUACAUUGAACAGUUUAGUGAAAAAAGAAUUGAUCCUCAUCCUAUUCGUUUAUUUUCAAUCUUUAGGUCAUUUAAUAAUCCUCUUAAAAAACAUGAGGCUAUGAAGACUUCUUCUGUAACAUGUUUAUCAAUACAACUGAGCUCUAUAGAUCGAUCUUUAUUAAUUUGCACAGCGGAAAGUGAUACAACAGGAAAUGAUUUGGAAAUAGAAAAGAAUUUGACUGAAGAAACAUUAGUAAGGGUGGCUCUUGCUGAUUUAAUUGGUCCUCGUCAGUGGUUUCAUGUUGCUAUUGUGUUGACAAGAUCUGCUUUUAUAUAUAUUAAUGGUAACUUGGAAUGUACACAGAAAUUAAACUACAUUGUCCAAAAUAUUGGCGGUGCUACAACUCAUUUGACUCAAACAAAUGGAGUGCAUGCUGUAAUUGGAACACUGCCGAUGUACAGAUCUCCUAGCAGAUUGCGUUUCAAAAUAGCAUCGUUUGUUUUAAUAGAAGAAACUCUCAGUGCAGAUACAAUUUCCAGAAUUUAUCAUUUAGAGCCACAUUACAUCGGGAAUUUUCAAAUCAACGAUUUUGGUGGAUUACCUCUAAUCCCUGAAGAGCGCAUAUGUCUCUCUCUUUCUCCUGUAGCAGAUAUGGAGUUGUCAAUUUCGCGUAUCGGAUCGAUCUAUAAUAAGGCGGAUAGUAUUUUUAUUUCUACAUACCUUGGAAUCUCCGUUCACGAUAGAAGUACUCCACUUCGAAUUCUCUUGAAUACUGUCUCUCAUGCGUCUGGCCCCGCUCGUUCAUUUGGUGCUGUGCUGUUGGGUUAUCUUGGGAUGCGAACAUUUGUACCUUGUCCCGUUACGCAGUUAUUAGAAUCUGUCGGUGGACCUUCUUGUCUGCUUGGUCUUGUCGCUAUGUCUACAAGUUCUCAGGAAUUAUAUGCUUCUCUCAAGGCACUUACUGUAGCAGUUAAGACUGAUAAAAAAUUUGCAAAACAACUCAUUAUUAGCCGCUCAUACCAGACUCUGGCGGUAUUGAUAGAAGAGAAGAGUGAUUUGUUAAACUCGCAUAUACUUCAUCUGAUACUUUCAUUAGUGGGCACACUUGAUACGAGCAAAGAUACAGCGACCAUCCCAAAUAUGCAGAUUUUCGAAGAUAUUUUUUGUGAUAUUGACAUUUGGAAAAAUGUCAAUAAUGAUUUGAAUCGACUUCUUUACGAACAUUUUUAUGAAUUAAUAACAGAUCAGCAACGUGAAAAUCUAAAUAUAAUUCGGCGAAGCUCUUUAUUUUCGAGAUUGCUUUACCGCCUUUUCGAUUCACCUCAGAUGAUAUUUGCUGUCAAUGAUAUAAUUUUUAAUCUUAUUGCUGCGGUUUUGCAACCACCUUCUGACAGCAAUUCUCUUCUGAAGGUUGGGCAGUUAGUCGCUGCAACGCUACCAUCAUCUUCUGGUAUAGACAAAAAUGAGAAUGCUUAUCCUAUGUCGGUCAAUGAUCUGCAAGCUCUUCUAUUGAAUAAUAAAACCACGGAAGUUGAUCGAAAAUUAUAUGAUAUUUAUAUUCGCAAUCGAAUUUUGAAUAUCAUUGCCAAUACUCUGGCACAUUCUAGUCCAAAUAACAAUCUUCAAAUGAGCGAAAAUAUUGUCAAAAUUCUUGGUUUUGACUGGGUAUUAACCCUUUUUAUGUCGGAGAUUCAUAAAAGUACCUUGAUCAUUGGUAUACGAAUUCUUUUGCAACUAGUUAAACAUGAUCAUUUGUUACAAAAGUUCAAAGAAGGCAGUUCUAAUGGUGGAUGGUUGUCCGAUGCUGAUUCAGUUGUUCGAAAUAGAGUUGCGGUAUUACUGGGAUUUUCUGUAUCAGCGCACUGUGGAACUAUUGGUGCACAUAUCAACAUUAAUCCAGAAUUAUCGGAAUGUGGUGGUUUCACGGUACUUGAACAUUUGUUCUCAUGCCAUUUUGACAAGCCUCAAUGCUACCUUGCGAUGUUCAGCAUUUUUGUUGGUCAGCCCGUAACCAAUAUAAAUCUUGCUGAUGACUUUUCUCUUGAUUUGAUUUGGUCUAAUGUAUUUGGGCUUUCGCCCUCUAGUUCUGUAUCCGAAGCUGUAUCUCGCGCUGAAUUAUGUUGUGAAGCCGUAAUUCCACUAUUUUCUAUGGUGCGAGCUACUCUACAUCUUAUUAAUUCUUCACGCGCGAUAUAUUUCUUGAUAUUUCUUGAUUUUUUUGUUGCGGAACAUGAUCAGAAUCAUGCAGCUUCCAUUAUACAUUAUUCAUCUACAAAUUCCAAAGAUUUCUGCAUUCUUUGCCAUACUGAUGAUUUCAUUAAUUGCCUUUUUUCUGUAUUAAUUCCACCAAGUAAUUGUGAAAAUGCAUUACAAAGUGAGGAUCAAGUUGCUACGUCAAUUUUGAGUGCUGCACAGUCAGUACUGGAAAAUCCUUGUUCUCGAAGCGUUUUAGAUUUGCUUAAAAAAAUUCUAUGCAAUGAUCUUUUUCACAGUCGUAAUGGAAAAUGGGAUUCGUUGCUGGAUACACUUAUUGAGAAAAUUCCUGAAUGUGGACCAUUUAAACGAUAUUAUUGUAUUGUAUUAUCUGAAUUAAUAACUGUUUCGAUGGAUCACAUUAUUGCUACAGUGUACUACACUGGUCAACCUACGCGCGUGCUCGAUUUUCUUUUCAAAGGAAUAGCACUGUGUCGUCGAUCUGAUUGUAAAGGAUCACCAUCUGAUAAUUUAAUGCAUGCUCUUGAUCGAACAAUUUUAUAUCUUUUGAGUCGACCUAUAGACAGCGUUCAGGUGCAAAUGUCCAUUCUCGAUACUCUUUCGGAAAUUAUUGAGAAUCGAGCAAUCGUAUUAUCACCAAUGCAUAAUGAUCCCUUAUUUUUCGGCCCUCUUACUCAUCUUUUAUUUAUGCUAUCUGUUACACCUGAUAUUCUUUCUAAAAAUGACUAUCCAAAUCUUGAUCAUGGAAGCGCUCAGGUUGCACUAUGUGCUUCACGUGUAUGGCAAGAAGUUUGUGAGAUUAAGCGUGUUCUUCUCGAAGAUAUAUUUCGUCGAGGGUUUGUUCCUGAAUUAAAUGCAGCGCGUGCUAUACUUUCCCAUGCAGCAAGCAUUCAGUGGUUAACGUUUGUUGAUUCUCAAAUGAAUUCCACAGCUAUAAGAAAUGUCAGCCAAAUUCAGCAACAAAUACAAUCGAAAAUAACAAAAGUUGCCAGUGGGUUACAACGUUUAACUAGUAGAAAAGGAAUGUCGUCAUCAUCAUUCUCUUCUUCAUCUAUAUUUUUAUGGCGGCAACCGAAUAUUACUGCUGAGGUCGUGUUGAUGUGGAUAAGAGUUCAUACUUCUCUUAUUCGAGAAUUAGUUAGCGCACAAUGUGUCAGUUAUCAUGAAUGGCAUUCACAUACAAGGAAAUGGUGUCUACAAGAAUGGCACUCUUCGGAAUCGGAAUUAACAAGGGAGCGUGGAAUAUGGGGUCCAGAAGUUGGGUCUUCAUUAGACAAAUUUACUUUAGAUAUGACUGAAGGUCCUUGUCGCAUUAGGCGAAAGCUUAUUCCGAAUCCAUCAUUCUAUCAUCAUUAUCCGUAUCGGCCUCAUCUCGAUCUUCCGGAAUCGAAACCGUUACGUGUGAAAGUGGCCAUAUCGCGAGACAGUAAAUUUUAUUAUGAAGCCAUGAAACGCCGACGUGCCAAAACGAUUGAUUCAAAAAUAAUCGAUUUGUCUGCUAUGGUUAAUACUCCAUCUGAAGAAAGAAGCGAUUUUCUUUUUGCAGAUGUGCAAGAAGUCUCCUCGUCAAUGAUUCGUCGUGUUUCUAUCAAACAUAAUAACAUGCAAUCACCCUUUGACAAUGGUGAAACAACGAAUUCGGAAAAAGAAAACAAUGGAAUUGAUGAUGACGCAGGUGAAGAAAAUGAGAAUAUUGAUGAAGAAGAAAACGAAGAAUCGAAUGAUAUUUCUUCAAAAGCUGAUCUCAAAAAAGAUUUAAAAAACGGUAUCAAAGAAGAAAAAAUUGAACAAAAACGCGGUCCAGACAAUCAAACUCUCUUAAGGCUUCUGGAACAAGUAAUUUUUAUUUUUAAAAGUUUUCUAUGGUUUUUUACGUCUUUCUUUGUUAAUGUACAUUUUUUUUCUAUUUCGUUAAUUUUAACUUUUUUUUGGGGCGAACAACUUCAUUCAAUGUUUCGUUGCGCCCGUAUUCAGGGCCUUGACACCAGCGAAGGUCUCUUAUUAUUUGGUCGUGAACAUUAUUAUGUUGUUGAUGGUUUUACAUUGCUUAAAACUCGUGAAAUCCGGGAUCUUGAUUUUCUUCCACCAGAAUUACAUGACCCAAUCAUCCCUUAUAUGGCUUGUGGUACGAGUCAUCCUAUAAGAAAAGCACGUUUGUGCAGUAAAUUUUCAUAUGAUGAUAUUCGUGAAGUUCAUCGACGACGUUAUCUUCUUCAGCCUAUCGCUAUUGAAGUUUUUUCUGCAGAUGGUCGAAAUUACCUCCUAGCGUUUCCUAGACGCAUGCGUAAUAGAGUCUAUCAAAAAUUUAUUUCCCUCGCAAAAGCUUUAAAAGAUGGUGGCAUUGAAUCAGUCAGUGGCCAACGGUCUGGAUUGCCAGUGGAACAAUCUGGCAGAGUUUCUCUUUUAAAUUCGAUUAUCGGCCAGCAAUCUGUGACACAACGAUGGCUUCGAGGCGAAUUAAAUAAUUUCCAAUAUUUAAUGCAUCUUAAUACAUUAGCUGGUCGCUCUUAUAAUGAUCUUUCUCAGUACCCAAUUUUUCCAUGGAUUCUGCGUGAUUACGAGUCAGAGGUGUUGGAUUUUGCUGAUCCACGAAUUUUCCGAGAUCUUAGUAAACCAAUGGGUGCACAAAGUGCUGAACGUCUUGAGCAAUUUAUGAAGCGCUAUCGCGAAUGGGAUGAUCCUACUGGUGAAACUCCUCCUUAUAUGUUCGGUACUCAUUAUAGCAGUGCAAUGAUUGUCGUUUCAUAUUUAGUCCGUCUCGAACCUUUUACUCAACAAUUUCUAAAACUUCAGGGUGGUCAUUUCGAUUUAGCUGAUAGAAUGUUCUACAGCGUUGGCGAUGCUUGGCUAAGUGCUAGUCGAAAUAAUAUGGCUGAUGUUAAAGAAUUAAUUCCGGAAUUUUUUUCCCUUCCUGAAAUGUUUAUCAACUCGAACCAUUUUGACCUUGGUAUAAAACAAAAUGGCAUCAGACUUGACGAUGUUAUACUUCCUCCUUGGGCAAAGGGUGAUGCAAGAGAAUUUGUUCGAGUUCAUCGGGAGGCAUUAGAAUGUGACUAUGUGUCAGCCAAUCUUCAUAACUGGAUUGAUCUUAUAUUCGGAUAUAAACAAUUCGGAGAACCUGCCGUGGAUGCGCUGAAUGUAUUUCACCAUCUUUUUUAUGAGGGAAAUGUGGAUUUCGAAAACAUUCAGGACCCACUUACAAGGCAGCGUUUGCAGAUUGGUUCAGGAAAUUUUAUUGAAAAUGACCGCCCUCAUUUUUUUUUCUAUUUCAGAAAUGCUACUAUUGGAUUUAUCAAUAACUUUGGUCAAAUUCCCACUCAGCUUUUUAAAAAACCACAUCCGCAAAAAAAAAUUGUAUAUGCUGAUCCAUAUUCUUCUAUAAUGGGACUUACCACUCAGCGAUUGUUCUACCAUUCUUUAGAUUCGAUCAAAGCUCCUCAACAACCAAUAAAAGAGCUUAAAUCGGCUGUUGGAUCAUUGAUUGCAACGGAGAAAAGCUUAACAGCACUCGAGGAAAAUCGUGUCCUUCUUUCUCCUAAUCGGUAUCUUUCGUGGGGUUUUUUGGAUAGAAGCAUUAGGAUUGGUAUUGUUGAUACUGAUAAGUCAACUUGUAUUCAUGAGUUAUGUGAGACCUCAGAAAUAACAUGCUGUGCAUGUAGCGAUUCAAAAACCUUGUUUACCGGCUCAACGACAGGACGGGUUUGUAUGUGGAAUAUUACUGACCGAGCAUCAAAUCUUCAUAUGAAACAUACAUUUAUUGCUCAUACGGAUGCCAUAACAGCAUUAGCUGCUUGCUCUGCUCAAACUUUACUUGUAAGUGCCAGUAGAGAUUGUUCAGCUAUACUUUGGCAUUUGAGCGGAUUGACAUUUAUUCGACAGUUAAGACCGCAUCCAUCUUCUGUAACUUGUGUCGCCAUCAAUGAAAUCACGGGUGAUAUUGCGACCGCUUCAUCAUCGCUUCUUUUUAUUUGGUCGAUCAAUGGUCAAUUGUUGUCAAUAGUGAAUAAUAGCGAUUCAUCACCAAUAAAUGCAGGAACCAAUAUUAUUUUAGCAAUUGCUUUCUCAUACGUUAAUGAAUGGGAUAGAGAUAAUGUGGUGAUGUGUGGAGGGAGUGAUGGAGUUGUUCGAAUAUAUUCUCUUGAAAUGAUUGAAACUGAUUCGGAAUCGACUGCUGUAAUUCCUGAGCGUAGUGGAUUAGGAACGAGGCCGAUAUUAAGUACUGCUGCCAAUCUCCAACAACGAUUAGAUAAACAGCGGAAGCGAUUGCGCCUAGGGUCUUCAACUAGUUCACUUGAUACUUUUUCUGCUACAGAGAGCCAGGCGGAAUCUCCUGAGCCUUUCAGCCCUGUUGCUUAUGACAGUGAAGAAAAUACAUCAGUGAAUAAUAAUGCUAAAUAUUGGCCACCUGGAGGGGAUAUGCAUUCCUCAAAUUCAGAACAGAAAGCGUGGCUACGAAUACUAGUACCUCGAGCAUCUUUAACAGCACAUACAGCUUUUAGUAGGAACGAUAAUCCGAGGCCUGCUCCAAUAACAGCUAUUGCUCCAUCCAAGGAUCAUAAAUCACUUUAUGUGGGAGAUGGAGUGGGUCGUGUAUGGCACUGGCAGAUGGGCGAAGCUGGUAAUCGGGCUGAUCACUGGAUACAAGAUCCUAGCCGUCAUUCAUGCACACAAUGUUUACAACGCUUUUCAAUUGCUGAACGUCGGCAUCACUGUCGUAAUUGUGGACAUAUAUUUUGUAGUCGAUGCAGUCGAUAUGAAACGGAUAUAAAACAUAUGCGGAUUACAAAACCUGUACGGGUCUGUCAGAAUUGCUUUCUGCGAUUAAAAGCACAAGGAAUUUAG